UAUUUAUCAACGAUGUCAACAAACUUGCAGUCCUUUUUGUAAAUCGAGAUUUUGCUAUAUUUAAAGGAUGGAGGAUUCUGUUGACGGUUCGUGGGGCCAACUUGUGAGUGUCACAGAUGUUGACAGUCCGCCUUUCCCGCUAAUUGAAGACGAGUUUACCAUUGGUCGAGCAAAAGAUUGUGACAUAUCCUUGGCCAACAACAAGCUUGUAUCAGGUAGACACUGCCAUAUUGAAAAGGAUGCUGAAGGCCAAGUCUGGCUUUGUGACACAAGUACCAAUGGAACACUGCUGAAUGUUAGCGUGAAAAUAACAAAAGGCAGUAAAAAAGAGUUAAGUCAUGGCGAUGAGUUCUUUGUUGUCUACAAGAAGGAUGAAGAUGACAUCAAUGUGGGCUAUAUGUACCAGAAUCUGGAGGAGCUGCAGAAGGAAAUGAACGCCACACAGGAAUACAGUUCUGGAUUUGAAAUGGAGGCUACAUUAAUAGAUGACUCCAUAAACUUAGUAGAAGAGGAGAGCAGUGAGACCAGUAAGAAGAGAUCAGCUGAGGAUGAACCAAACACAUCUACAAGUGAACCCCCAACUAAACGUGUAAAGAAAGGAGAGACCAGCGGUGAGCAAGGAUCCUCUGGUACUCAGGGUGAGGUGCGAGAUAGCCAGGGGAAGACAACUCCUGAGGUCAUAGAUGAUAAGGGAAAGACACCUCCUGAGGUCAAAGAUGAUAAAGGAAAGACAACUACAGAGGACAAAGAUGAUAAGGGAAACACACCUCCUGGAGACAAAGAUGUUCAAGAGGAGAUUACUUCUGAAGACACUAAGAAGGAUUGUACCAGUAAGCCUGGGGAGGCUGCCACCAGUGUUCCCUGUGAGGAUAGACCUGAUGAGAUUGAGGAAGCUUUAAUCUGUACCAUAUGUCAGGAACUUCUGCAUGACUGCAUCAGUCUGCAGCCCUGCAUGCACUCCUUCUGUGCAGGUUGUUACUCCGACUGGAUGGAUAAAUCUAACGAAUGCCCUACAUGUCGUAUGAAGGUGGAAAGAAUCAACAAAAAUCAUAUUGUCAACAAUCUCAUAGAAGCUUACCUAAAGGAAAACCCCAAUAAAAAGAGAGAUGAAGAGGAUUUAAAGGAAUUAGAUGCCAAGAACAAAAUAUCAAGAGAUAUGUUAUAUUCAGGAAGUAAGCGUAAGGUGACCAUUUUUGACAGUUCUGAAUCAGACAGCUCUGACUCCAGUUCUCCUGUUGAAAGUCCGCCUCCAAAUACAUUCCCGUUCAGUUCUGGACCAGCUCCUUUGCUAGGGUUUGGCACACCUGUGUUUGGAACUCUCAGACCUGCCAAGACGUUGUGCAGACAAUGCCCAGAUUACAAGGAUCUGCUCAAUGCCGCUAACACCUGUACCUCAGCCACCGCCACGCCAGCCGGUACAACAGGGGUUCUUGGUGCCAUAGGAAAAUUUGCAAUGAAUGUCUUUGGAAAACAAGAUAAUCCAGCUAGUACUGCCGGGAAAGAAGGUGCUACAAAUACAGCCGCUGGGUCGGCGGAUAGUGAGGCUACGCUACCUACAGGAGACGAAGCCCAGCCCGGCCCAAGUGGAGAACAGCCUGACCCAGAUGUAAAGGUGAUGCCCACGGCCCCUGCUUACAGUUGUGCAAUAAAUCAGACACACGUUCUCUGUCAGUGCUGUCUACAACCAAUGCCAGACAGGAGAAAUGAAUACAUGACUAAUUUCCCCACAACUGUUCCUCCUCAGCAGUGUAAGUUUUACU
Messenger RNA from Mizuhopecten yessoensis (Yesso scallop), 1760 nucleotides. Its product is annotated as E3 ubiquitin-protein ligase CHFR-like. Gene Ontology annotation, biological process: mitotic cell cycle checkpoint signaling; ubiquitin-dependent protein catabolic process; protein ubiquitination. Lineage: Eukaryota; Metazoa; Mollusca; Bivalvia; Pectinida; Pectinidae. The transcript is spliced from 15 exons. The annotation marks the transcript as partial. Gene Ontology annotation, molecular function: protein binding; ubiquitin-protein transferase activity. Gene Ontology annotation, cellular component: nucleus. The record is from RefSeq and is a predicted model, not a curated record.